ACUUCGGACACAGUGAUGGUCCACUUUGGCCUUUCCAUUGCCCAGCUUAUUGAUGUGGAUGAGAAGAACCAGAUGAUGACAACAAAUGUCUGGGUCAAGCAAGAAUGGAAUGAUUACAAACUGCGCUGGAACCCGGCGGAAUACGAGAAUGUCACCUCCAUCCGUAUCCCCUCGGAGAUCAUCUGGAGGCCAGACAUUGUCCUCUACAACAAUGCGGACGGCGACUUUGCAGUGACCCACCUCACGAAAGCGCAUCUGUUCCAUGACGGUCGGAUCAAGUGGAUGCCACCAGCGAUUUAUAAGUCUUCAUGCAGCAUCGAUGUUACUUUCUUUCCUUUCGACCAGCAAAGCUGCAAGAUGAAGUUCGGCUCAUGGACGUACGACCGCGCCAAGAUCGAUCUGAUCAACAUGGAUAGCGAUGUGGACCAGAUGGACUACUGGGAGAGCGGCGAGUGGGUCAUCAUUAAUGCAGUGGGCAAGUACAAUACCAAAAAGUACGAGUGCUGCACGGAGAUCUAUGCAGACAUCACUUACUAUUUCAUCAUCCGGAGGCUUCCCCUGUUCUACACAAUAAACCUCAUCAUCCCCUGUCUGCUCAUCUCCUGUUUGACUGUGCUGGUGUUUUAUUUGCCAUCGCAAUGUGGAGAGAAGAUUACCUUGUGUAUCUCAGUGUUACUGUCCCUCACAGUGUUCCUCCUGCUGAUCACUGAGAUUAUACCGUCUACAUCACUGGUGAUUCCACUGAUCGGUGAAUACCUGCUGUUCACCAUGGUUUUCGUCACGCUCUCCAUCGUAAUUACAGUCUUUGUGUUAAAUGUACAUCACCGCUCGCCACAAACCCAUGGCAUGCCUCAGUGGGUGCGGAGGGUGUUCCUGGACAUGGUUCCUCGCGUCCUCUUCAUGAAGCGUCCGCCGGGCACAGCGAAGCAGAACUGCAAGAAGCUUAUCGAGAUGAUGCACCGUCCAACAACGGUAUCUGCAACGGGCAACUCGCUGGCCUUUUGGACCGGGUUAGAGACAGGAUUGAGACAAAUGGGACAGAUGGAGAAUACAAAGCCGAAGACUCCACCCGAAAGUCCAAGCAUCCUUGUGUGCUCCCCUUCUCCACAUUCUUCUCCCCCUGAGGGCCAUACCGAGGAGGAUCACCCACUGAAGGGCAACAUUUUCUGCCAGUCCAUAUCCAGCCAAUAUUCUGUUCUCUCAGACAAACAACUCCUACAUGGACACAACUCCACAGGCUUGUCUUCUUCCCAGUUAUCCUUGCCACCGUCUUUACCACUAGGCCCACUUCGCAGCCUAUACAGGGGAGAACUGAAUACACUGGCUCCAAACGGCCGCUCCGUCAGCGUAGAAGAAAUGUGUAACCAACAGACGGAGCUUACUCAGCGAGCUGGCCAUCACUGUCGCUCCUGCAGCUUCCAGUACUCCUGUCUGCCUGACGAAGGGUCAGGGGUCAUCCGGUUCACGGGGCGGGUGAAGAAACAAGCCCCAACAGAUCACCACAGAUCCCAGACUCUCACAGCAGAGUUCACCAAGGAUGCAAGCACCCAAGAGGACACCACAGUCCCAGCUAUUUCCCCAGCUAUGCAACGGGCCAUAGAGGGAGUUCAGUACAUCGCUGAUCAUCUCAGGGCUGAGGAUGCAGACUUUUCAGUGAAGGAGGACUGGAAGUAUGUGGCCAUGGUCAUUGACAGGAUAUUCCUCUGGAUGUUUGUACUGGUGUGCAUACUGGGAUCUGUGGGACUCUUUCUUCCUCCUUGGCUGGCCGGAAUGAUCUAGAAACUUGCCAUCAAGGAAAAAGCCAAUAACACUGACAGAAGGACAUGUUGUCUUAUAUUCUAAAAAAAAAAAAGGAAUUUGUCAUUUAUCAUUUUCUUUUCUUUUUUUCUAAGGGAACUACGAGUCACAUUCCUCCUUCUUGCCCUAGGUUAUCAAAAGGUAACACAUGGAGAAAUGAGAAGAAAUAUCUAUUGUUGAUUCCAGUGGGUGAUAUAAAUUCUUUAUGAGGGCAAAAGGGCAACAGCGAAAAUAUAUCUUUCUGUUUCCGUUUUGAAGUUGAGCUGCUCAAGCUGUCACUUUCGUGAAAAACAGUAAAGAAUGGAGUAUGACCUAUUUACAACUGUGGAUAAUGUCACAGAAAGACAGAGGCAUUGUGAGCUGUCAAUAAAACGAAUAAAAAAUAGUUUGGGUUAUAUCUCAGUUUGACAAAGCUGCACUUUCACCAAAUAUUCCUAAAAUUGUCUUUCUGUGCGACCUGAUUUAUCAGACCUCUGUGCUGGGAAGGAUUUCUCUGAAAGACUUGUGUGUGAGUCUGUGGGUAUUCAGAUGCAACAGGUUUUUGCAAUGUUCACUGCUUAUGCAACGACAUGUACAGCUCUUUUCUUUUUCUAAUCAAUACAGUAGAAUGAACAUAUUUAUUCAGAAUUUCUUUCAGCAUGUCUCUUUGUUACCACCACAGCAGUUUGAUGUUAUCAGGAAGGGAUGUGCUGUCACUUUCUCCAGUCCUGCACAGCUCUUCCCUCAACCUUGGCUUCUCAAAAAAUGCAAGGGCACAUUUAUCUCUUUCUGUUGCUUGAUGAAUGAAUAGAAUAGGAGUGGGAGGAUGCAUUUCAGUCAUUGAAGUUAAAGUUGAUAAUUAGCGUAAAUUUUAUAUAUUUUUAAAUAUACAUAUAAAUAUGAAUAUAACUGGCAGACUGGACGGAGAUAAAAAUAUUUAUGACUUUAUGAAAGACCUCUUAAAUAAAACAAAAGAGAAACACAGACUGAUAAAAACAUGAAAGUGUUUAUGGAAACUUUUAAUUAAAACCAGCAUUAGUGUUUAUAUACCCCAAACUGUGAAGACUUCGUGGGAUUUUAAAAUUGAAUUGCUCAAAAACAUUGUUAAUAAAAUCCCAUUCUGGCAACUUUGAUGCUGACAUGACUUUUGAAGCUCUGCUUUAUGGGUCUACUCAACAUCAGCAAAUGGCUAAAUUAUUAAUGUAAUUUCAGCUGAGUAACGAUGAAACCAUUAGUUCUCUAUAGAAAUGUUAAAACCAUUAAGCAAAGGUUAAUUGUGCUGCUAGAUGGAUGGAUUGAAAUAACUUAACAGGGGACUGUGUAAUAUGAAAUGCUGUAUAUGAGGUUUAUGUAAGGACACUGGUUUUGGUGGUGUGGCUGCAGGUCUGUCGGCUCACCACAAACACGGGAUGGGUUGCCAUACAUUUUUUUACAAAGUAAUUCACGGUCCUGAUGAGUUUGAAGAUUGGUUGUUAUAUUUUGUGCUGCUAUUCAUGGUCCCCAGGGGAUGGAUACUAGUGACUUUCCAGGAAUCGUACAUAUGUAUACUUACAGCUUGGUUUGCUUGUUUCUGGUGCCCAUUUGUAUAUGAACACAUGUAAAACACCUUGAAGAAACAAUGACCUGAAUUACUGAGAAUCCUCCCGGGUACUAAUGACUGUGUUAAUCCCUUCGUUUUCAUUAACAGUAGCCACUUACUGGUUUAAGAGACAAUGUUUGAGUGGAUUGACUUGGAAUAUUGUGCUGACGUUUGUGUUUCACUUUGCAUUGUCAAAGCUUUACUUUGUCCAACAUUAGUAACAUAGCACCUGCAACACUAUGAAUUUCCCAUGAGCCUCAGCUUUACUUUUAGUUUAGUGCCAUGGCAAAAAUGAGCCUGGAGAUCAUGAACAUUGUAAACACACCUGCUAGACAUCAGCAUGAUAGCUUUGUUAUAUGUUAACAUGCUAAUUUAGCAUUGAGCUCGAAGCAUUGUGCUGCCUUAUAAAACCACAAGCAUAGCUGCAGAGAACUUCCAUAAUGAAAACAGGAAAGAUACAAAUGGCUGUGGCUCUGGUAUUGUAAGAUCUCAAAACACAUUUUCCACAUAUUGUACAAUUAUUAAGUUAUAGCCAGAAGGGUUUUGAUUAUUUGUUAGAACAAAAACAAAUUAAGAAAAGGGUUAAACAGUAAUUAUUAAAAAUGUUAUGUAUUUUACAAUGCAUUACAACCCACGGCGCAGCUGGUUGUGCUGUUCAUGCUAAAAUAUAUUUUGAGUAAUAUUUUCAGAGUUUAAAAUGUUCUUUUAAGCUGUUUAAAAUUCCUUACAUUUUACAUAUAUAUAGUCUUUGUCGUCUUGUAUGCACAUAAAUUAUUUCCUAUUAAAUUGUAAUGUUCUACAUUU
Messenger RNA from Platichthys flesus (European flounder), 4159 nucleotides. Its product is annotated as neuronal acetylcholine receptor subunit alpha-4-like. Gene Ontology annotation, cellular component: postsynaptic membrane; neuron projection; synapse. Gene Ontology annotation, biological process: chemical synaptic transmission; nervous system process; signal transduction. The coding region runs from base 16 to 1779 and encodes 587 amino acids. Gene Ontology annotation, molecular function: transmembrane signaling receptor activity; acetylcholine-gated monoatomic cation-selective channel activity. Lineage: Eukaryota; Metazoa; Chordata; Actinopteri; Pleuronectiformes; Pleuronectidae. The transcript has 5 exons. The record is from RefSeq and is a predicted model, not a curated record.